ACUUUCUGCCAGUCUACUAGUUUAUGCAUCAGUGAAUGUUCCCUCUGGUUGUUUGUCCUGCAGCUGUUUGACUGGAGUAAGUCCAACAGUAAAGAGCGUGUGCUGACUUUCUACCGGCUAUGCGACCGCGUGGCCGAGCGGCUCAAAGGCCUGUUCGUCCUGUUCGCAGGAAAUCUAGUGAAGCCGAUGUCAGAGCUGCUGCAGCAGACCAACGGUGCCAAGACAGAUGAGCUGCUCUUUGACUCUGACAGAGGUGAGGACAAGAACAGUCUGCUGCUUCAGUUCGUCCUCGACUGUCUCAACAAGAUUUUCCUGUACGACACGCAGCGCUUCCUCAGCAGAGAGCGAGCCGAUGCCCUGCUUAGCCCGCUGGUCGACCAGCUCGAGUCUGGAUGGCUGAUUUAUGUAGGCAGUAUACAGCAGCAAACUGUGUUCCAUGAGAACAUCUACAUGAUGUGGGACAACGUUAGAACAACCGCUGGACACCAGGAACAAGCUGAUUUGUCUGAUGACAGCAUCUUAAACUGGGAUCAGCUCCGACUUCGCUUCUCGUCCCCCUUCGCUCGCCUUCCAGACCUCGCCUGUCAAGCCGGUCAGUUUAGUGAUGACAGGGCUCAGGUGAGGCCGGAGCCUGUCAUAGCACCAGCAUGUCGCAGCUCGGUGAUACCCCUGUCAGUGGAAGUGUUUACAGUUUCUCAGUGUCCUACAGGGACGACAGCAGGAGGUGAAGGUCGUGUUUCCACACCUGAGAAUCAUAGCAGUCAUCUGCUUUCUGCUGCACGAACUGCUCACAUCUGAGCAUGUCUGCAGGCCCGGAGAAGUGAUUAAAAGCCUGCAAUUU
Monopterus albus (swamp eel) is the source of this 841-nucleotide messenger RNA. RefSeq lists its product as uncharacterized. Lineage: Eukaryota; Metazoa; Chordata; Actinopteri; Synbranchiformes; Synbranchidae. The record is from RefSeq and is a predicted model, not a curated record. The transcript is spliced from 3 exons. The annotation marks the transcript as partial. Gene Ontology annotation, biological process: positive regulation of transcription by RNA polymerase I; maturation of SSU-rRNA from tricistronic rRNA transcript (SSU-rRNA, 5.8S rRNA, LSU-rRNA). Gene Ontology annotation, molecular function: snoRNA binding. Gene Ontology annotation, cellular component: t-UTP complex; 90S preribosome; small-subunit processome.